This is a messenger RNA of Hipposideros armiger (great roundleaf bat), 3787 nucleotides long. Its product is annotated as zinc finger protein 708-like. NCBI's taxonomy places the organism in Eukaryota, Metazoa, Chordata, Mammalia, Chiroptera, Hipposideridae. Gene Ontology annotation, cellular component: nucleus. The record is from RefSeq and is a predicted model, not a curated record. Gene Ontology annotation, biological process: regulation of transcription by RNA polymerase II. Gene Ontology annotation, molecular function: RNA polymerase II cis-regulatory region sequence-specific DNA binding; DNA-binding transcription activator activity, RNA polymerase II-specific.
UUUUUAAGGAAGUUCCGUGUUGUUUUUGGAUACAGCACUUUUUACAUAAAUAUAGUUGUUAUAUCUUCCUGUUGAAUUUACCCUUUUAUCAUUAUAUAAUGUCCUUCUUUGUGUUCUGACACGUUUUGACACUUACUGUGUAUUUGCCUAAUAUUAUUAUGAGCAACUGUGCCCUUUAUUGGUGAUCGUUUCUAUGGAAUACAUUUUCCAUCUUUGACUUCGGUCCCAUGAGUGUCUCCACAUCUACAGUGAGUCUCUUGUACACAGAAGGUAGCUGGAUUAUAUAUUAUUUCCUAAUCAGCCAAAUCGUGUCUUUAGAUUCAGGGAGUUUCAUCUGUUUUCAUUUAAAGUAAUCACUGAGUCGGAGGGAAUACUAUAACCAUUUUUGAAUUAUUUUCUGCUUUUUGUUCAGCUAUUUUGUUCCUCGUUCCCACCUCUGAACUGGGUUCUGUUGUCCUUGAUUUCUGUUCGUAGUUGCAUGCUUUGAUUUCUUUCUCAAUUUCUUUUAGUGUGUCUGUUAUAGGUAUUUUAUUGUGGUGACCGUAGGGGUAACUGAAAACAUUGUUAAAGUUGUGACAGUGUUUUUUGAGUUCUUGGUGAGGUAAUUAAUAGCUAUAUUAAUUUAGGGCUAAUUCCUCAAGAAUUAGUUUUUCCUCUGAUUGGACCAUGUUUUUAUGUUAUUUUGUAUGUCUUGCGAUGUUUUGUUGAGGCUUUGGAGAAGAAACAGCCACCAUCCCAGGCUGUGUCGUCCUGCUUUGUACUAGAGAACACACAUAGCAGGCAGCUGUGCUUGAAAUUAUUAUGCCUAUGAAACAGUUUCUAUGGAUAUGUAUGCUCUGUGUUGUUUGCAUGUAAUUUUCCGCUUUGAAAUGUUUUCGUUUCUUCUUUAGAGGCAGUGUUUUAUUCCUGUCCGUGAUGAUUAUCUUCAGUACUGCGCUCUUAGUGGUGUUUGAACAAUUACUUACCGUUUUUUCUCAGUGGCCACCACAAUGCAUUCACAUUGCACUGCCAUUUCCUUAGCACUUGUGUUAUGCAAAAGAUAAACAAGUCCCUCAGGUGGCUGCAAAAAGGGAGUCCAUUGAACAUGAAGUUCACCUCUGGAGAAGAAACUGGCAUUUUGGGUUUUCUCACAACAUUGCCAUGUGUGCCAGGGAGGGUACACAGUAUUGUUGGCAAAUCUAUGUCUUCUGAGGACACCUUGGACCUGUUGCCAAACCCAGGAAUAGAAGAUUCAUCCCACAAAAUGCUACUGAGUACGUGUAAUGAGAGAAGUUAUCAAUUCAGUGAAGCUUUGAAAAACUUUAAACAAGCAUCAGAUCCUAAUAAGCAUCAGAGAUUUCAUUUUCUAGAGAACCACUGUACACGAGGCAAAAUCUGUCAUGAAAGCUCCAAUCUUACACAUCAGAAUAGUUAUACUGUAGAGAAGUUAAACAAAUGCAGUGAAUAUGACAAGUUUUUGAAACAAUCAUUACAUUUUACUGAACAUGAGAAUAUUCAUACUGGGGAGGAACCUUACAAAUGUGUUACAUGUGGGAGAGUCUUUAGUCGAUUAUCCAGUCUCAACGGACAUAGGACAACCCAUACUGGAGUGAAGACUUACAAAUUUAGAGAAUGUGACAAAACGUUUACUCAGUGUUCAGAUCUUACCAGACAUAAGAUGAUUCAUACUGCAGAGAAGACUUACAAAUGUAGAGAACCUGGGAAAGCCUGUAAUUGGAAUUCAUCUUUUAUUAAAUAUAAGAGAAUUCAUACUGAAAAGAAUCCCUACAAAUGUAAGGAAUGUGGCAAAGCCUUUACUACGCGCUCAAGCCUUGCUGAACAUGUGAGAAUUCAUAUUGAAGAGAAGCCUUUCAAAUGUAGAGAAUGUGGUAAAGUGUUUAUUCAACAUUCAUAUCUUACUAGACAUGAGUUAAUCCAUACUGGAGAGAAGGCUUACAAAUGUAGAGAAUGUGGUAAAGUCUUUACUCAGUGCUCAAGUCUUGCUGUACAUAUGAGAAUUCAUACCGGAGAAAAGCCUUACAAAUGUAGAGAGUGUGGUAAAACCUUUACUCAACGUUCAUAUCUUACUAGACAUGAGUUAAUCCAUACUGGAGAGAAGCCUCACAAAUGUAGAGAAUGUGGUAAAGCCUUUAAUAGGCACUCACAUCUUACUAGACAUAAGUUAAUCCAUACUGGAGAAAAGCCUUACAAAUGUAGAGAAUGCGGUAAAGCCUUUAAUGAGCAUUCACAUCUUACUACACAUGAGUUAAUCCAUACUGGAGAGAAGCCUUACAAAUGUAGAGAAUGUGGCAAAGCUUUUACUCAGCGCUCAAAUCUUGCUGCACAUAAGAGAAUUCACACGGGAGAAAAGACUUUCAAAUGUGGAGAAUGUGGUAAAGCGUUUAUUCAACGUUCAUAUCUUACUAGACAUGAGUUAAUCCAUAGUGGAGAGAAGCCUUACAAAUGUAAAGAAUGUGGUAAAGCCUUUUACCUGCGCUCUAAACUUACACUACAUGAGAGAAUUCAUACCAGACAGAAGCCUUACAAAUGUAGAGAAGUCGUAAAUAAAGCCUUUACUUAGCAUGCAUUUCUUACUAGGCAUGAGAGAAUGCAUACCGGAGAGAAUCCGUACUAAUGUGAAAAAUGUAGCAAAGCCAUUAGUCACCAUUUAGAGUUUACUGAACACAUAAAAAUUGAUAAUGGAGACAAACCUAAAAGUGAAGAAUUCAAGAAACCCUGUAGCAGGACCUACAGCCUCACUCAAUAUCAGAGAAUGCUUACUGGGGAGAAAUCAACAUUCAAAAUCAACGAUGAAAACCCUGUGUUCAAAAUACAAACUUCAGAAUGUCCGCAUAAUUCAUUCUCCAAAGUGACUUUAAAGAUGUAAAAUAAUGUGAGGAAAUGUUUAAUAGACAAUGAAAUCUAAGACAUUAGAUAAUUGACAUUACAAAGUAGUCAGUAAAGGAGAGUUUUCAGAUAUUUUAAAUCAAUACAUAUAGUGAAUAAGUAAAUGUUAAAAAGCUUGUAAAUAUGCUUGAAAGUGUCAUGGGGAUGGAUGUUGCAAAGGUAUAAUUAUUUACAAUCAGUCUUUAUAUAUUGAUAGUAUUUGAGGUUUGUUGAAAAGGAAAUGUUAAUGGAAUCUCACUGUGAAGUCACUUGAUGCUGUUUUUUUACUCCUAGUGUGUGUGAAUCAUGGGUUGUUUGUUGCUGUCUCAAGCAUCUGAGUACCCAUGUAUGUUGGGUGGGAUUCACUCAGAAAUACUUUUCCCUGGAAGACUGAGGGCACUGUAAUACACAAUGUAUGAUGAAAAUCUAAAUGGAGAUGCUGUUUGGUUGACUUAGAAUGUUGAUGUAAGUCACCGUGAAGUAGGUGUUCAGGGCAUCAUUCUCUGCAUUAAUGUGAGACAGGAACAUUCUGAAUGGUAAUUAGUUUUUGCAGUUCCUCUUUAAGGGAAAUUAGGUGGUGGUGUUUGAAACCCUGAUGUGUCUUUGUAGUAGCCAUAAAUGGGAGUCAUAAAUGUUACCAGAUGAGGUUGAAAUAAAGAGGUGUUCAGAGAUAUCUAGGAAGGACAUACAACUUAUCCCUAAGUGCAUAAAUUAUUGUACAUUGUUUCCUAAACAAGGAGCCUCAGUCUUCAAACUCAUGGAAAACAGAGCUGUAAGGUCAUUAUAUCAGAACAACCAGAAUGCUUCCUAAAUUGUUAUCUGUAUUUUGUGCAUGGAUCCUACAAGUGGUUUGCCCUGCUUUAUUUAGGCUAUGUGUGAACUUAUAUUUACAUUAAUAAUAAAGCAAAUGAGUUUUACUGUA